Falco peregrinus (peregrine falcon) is the source of this 1384-nucleotide messenger RNA. RefSeq names its product replication factor C subunit 4 (gene RFC4). Gene Ontology annotation, molecular function: DNA clamp loader activity; DNA binding; ATP hydrolysis activity. NCBI's taxonomy places the organism in Eukaryota, Metazoa, Chordata, Aves, Falconiformes, Falconidae. The coding region runs from base 167 to 1255 and encodes 362 amino acids. The transcript has 10 exons. Gene Ontology annotation, cellular component: DNA replication factor C complex; nucleus. Gene Ontology annotation, biological process: DNA repair; DNA-templated DNA replication. The record is from RefSeq and is a predicted model, not a curated record.
CCGUGCGCCGGGGCUGCCUGCGUGCCCUGCGGCCUAGCGGCCGGGCCGGGGCUCGAGCCUGUGAGGUGUCGGUGACGGUGACGGCCGGGCCGGGGCUCGGAGCCUGUGAGGUGUCGGUGACGGCCGGGCCGGAUUCGGCCCAGCCCUGCCCAGCCCAGCCGGCGCCAUGCAGGCCUUUCUCAAAGGCCCGUCUUCGAUCAGCACCAAACCGGUGGCUGCCAAGGAGAGGGGUGCAGCAGGGAGCAGCGGGGAGGGCAGGAGGCCCAGACCCAUCCCCUGGGUGGAGAAGUAUCGCCCCAAAAACGUGGAUGAAGUCGCCUUCCAGGAUGAAGUUGUUGCUGUACUGAAAAAGUCCUUGGAAGGUGCUGAUCUUCCCAAUCUGUUGUUCUAUGGCCCACCUGGAACUGGAAAGACUUCCACUAUUUUAGCAGCUGCUAGAGAACUGUUUGGGCCUGAAUUAUUCCGGCAAAGAGUCCUUGAGUUAAAUGCUUCUGAUGAACGAGGAAUACAAGUGAUUCGGGAAAAAGUGAAGGCUUUUGCUCAACUAACUGCAUCUGGAAGCUGUUCAGAUGGUAAAGUUUGUCCUCCUUUUAAAAUUGUAAUCCUGGAUGAAGCAGACUCAAUGACUUCAGCAGCCCAGUCAGCCUUACGACGGACAAUGGAAAAAGAAUCUAAAACAACACGCUUCUGCCUUAUUUGUAAUUACAUCAGCAGAAUAAUUGAACCUUUAACAUCUCGAUGCUCCAAAUUCCGCUUCAAGCCUUUGUCAGACAAAAUCCAACAGCAGAGGCUAUUGGACGUUUCUGAGAAGGAACAUGUGAAAAUCAGUAGUGAGGCAGUAUCAUACCUUGUUAAAGUGUCAGAAGGGGACUUAAGAAAAGCAAUUACUUUUCUUCAAAGUGCCACUCGCCUAAUGGGUGGGAAAGAGAUCACAGGGAAGAUAGUCACUGAAAUUGCUGGGGUCAUCCCUAAAGAAACCAUUGACGAACUGCUAUCUGUCUGCCGGAGUGGUUCAUUUGAGAAACUGGAAACCCUGGCAAAGAAUGUCAUAAAUGAAGGGUACGCUGUUGCUCAGCUUGUGAACCAGCUGCAUGAUACUGUUGUUGAGAGCGAAGAUUACAGUGACAAGCAGAAAUCUGUCAUAGUCGAGAAACUUGCAGAAGUGGACAAAUGCUUGGCAGAUGGUGCAGAUGAAUACCUGCAGCUGGUGAGCCUCUGUGCCCUGGUGAUGCAGCAGCUAACGCACACCACUUAACCCCCCACCACCCCGGCAGUGGGGCAGAGCAGCCUCUGGGGGUGGAGCAGGGACCGUGUACUUUUGUACUGUUUUGUUUUGGUUUGUUUUUUUCCAAUAAAAGGACUGCUCAGCAGUUGGAAAAGCUCA